CUUUUUCAAAUUGCCAUUUUAUGCCCCUCAUUUUCAGACACACCUUGCUGUUUUUAAAGAUCUUCUGACAUUGCUGAAUUGCUUUGCAGCUUACUCCAAGAGUUUCUGAGCCAUGGCACUUGCUGUUCCAGUUGUCACUUCUGCCACUGCCCCAGCUGUUCCAGUUGCAACCAACUGGUCCAGCAGAUUUCGCAGAUCUGGGAGAUCUGGCAGAUCUGGCAGUUUCUGGGUCAGUUUCGCCCUGUCCCUUGGUUGCCGCCAUCGCCCUGCGCCCCGUCGUGCCGAAGGUCGUGCCGCGGUGCCCGAAGGUCGCCCGGUGGAGUUGGCCUCGGACUUCGACGCGGAGGACCCGGAGCUGCGGGUCGAGGCCGCGCACUCCGUGGGCGCCUUCUCCCUGACGUCCACCCGGUGGCCGCCACAGAAACUGCUCACGAACACGGAGGAACUGUCACCCGUCAAGGCCGAAACCUCCGUGGGAAGAUACACCGGAUCCGCACCAACCUUUGCCAAAUGGCCAAUUUAUGAGACAAAGAUUUCAGAGAUUGGCAUUUUGGAAGACGCUGAGGAACUGAAAAGCUACACAAUUGUGGAUUUUGAAAAGGGACUGUUGACCCGUGCCUUUGUCUUGGCGAGUCGAUGGCAGAAAGCGAAUUUGGGCAGAUCGGCUGGCUUUGAACGCCAAGGGAUUGGCAUUUUGAGUGGCUUUAAAUUUACCAAUCCCAUUCUGAUGCGUCAGUUGCAAGGCCUCAAUGUUCUACAAGGAUAUUUGGCAGAAAAGUUUCCAGGUGAGAUCCAGCUCCAGCAGGAGGACUUGGAGGUCUUCCUGCGCCACGUGGAGGCCUCGGACUUCAUCGCCGAGGAGUUCCGCGCCGUGGCGCCGGCGGAGCGCCUGACGCACGUCACGGGGCUGGUGAGCUCCGCCGGCAGCGCGCUGGCGGUGUGGUGCUGGGAUGCUGCGGAUGGCGAUGGCAAGGCCGAAGUGCAGCUCUGCUUAGGCCAUGAUUGCUUAGACGAGGGCCCCUUGGUGGAAGAACGACUGCUGCGGCUGGUGGCGGGUCGUGCGGCCGCCCUGGGAGCCAGCAGCCUGCGCUGUGGACGCGCCUAUGCUGCUGAGGAUGACUAUGACAUGGAGGACUGGGAAGACUACGAUGAUGCCUACUGGCACUAUGGGGAGGACUUCAACACUGACGAGGUCUACGACCAUGAGUGUGACGACACUGGUGACUAUGAGGCUGAGUUCGGCUACUACCAGAACGACCCUGAUGGACUUGCAGCUGAGCCGGUGGAGUCCUUCGACGUGGAGGCCUAUGAUGAGGCUUUUGCAGCCUACUUGGAUGCUCGAAAGAGAUUCAGCGACUUGAAAUUGUCGCGCGGCUUCCUGCCGGUGGUGGCACUGUCAGAUCCAUCAGCUGGCAACUUGUCGCCCGGGACUUCAUCGCCGACAAGGUCAUCAGGAGGUGGAUCCCCAAAGGGAAAGUCUUUCAAAGGUGGUGGAAAAGGGAAAAGCAAGAAAGGAAAAUCCAACAUCUACAAGUACGACAAGCCACCCAUGAAGGCGGCUCAACCAAAUCAGAAAGCUGCAGCAAUGCUUCAGUGCUUGCGAUGUGGUCAACCUGGACACUUUGCGGCGAACUGCCCCAUCAAAUCCAAAGGUUCAAAACGGCCUGCAACUGAGUCGAUGGCUCGACAUGGACAUGAUGAGAAUGCCAUGGUGACGUUCGUUGACAAGAACGGCACCGAGAGGCGCCUCAGUGAGGACGCGGGGGAUGAUCGCCCGGUCUUGGAUUUGACCGGUGAGCGGUCGGGCUUGGACUCUCAGCCCUCGGCAUUGGACUUUGCCGGUCCUCAUGCGGCCCCUGAGGUUGAGAGGAGCCCAACGUUGAGCCACCUCAUCCUGGCACUGUGCCCAACUCACCUGGACGUGAUCCACGAGCUCUUCAACCUGAUUCACUACAACCUCAACAUCCACAACAACCUGGACAUCAAGAACCUCCUUCAGUACCACGGCAACCUGAUUCACUACAACCUUCAUCAACACCUUCACAACCACAUCAACCUCCUGGACACGAUCUACAACUUGAUCCUUCGAUGGCGAGGCUCUAUGAACCUGCUGGACCAGAAGAUCGAUUUCGACUUCAACGCCAACGACUUGAUCAACAAGAAGCUGCGAUUUUUGGGCCUAUUCGACGUCAUCGAGAUCAACAUCAACGACCCUACGAUCGAGAUCUACCUGGAGAUGCUGAUGGUCCAACUGAAGGCUAUGUGCAGGCCUUCGACAUCACUGGGACUCAAGGAGAACAUCUACCUGACGGAUGGCACUGUUAAAGCUGGCUGUGUCAUUCGACAUCAUCGACGUCCUCGACGAGCUCUCUUCAAACUCAAGGACUACAUGGACACUCCGGUCGAUCCAGAGCUGCUGGAUGGACUUCGCACAACUGUGCUCUGGAAAGCUGAUGGCAGUUUUGAGAUCAUCAGCGACAAGGAGUUUGACAACAAGGUCAUCGACAAGGAGUGGACUGGCUGUACGAUCUUUCAGAUCACUGGCAAAGCUCGUCGGGAAAUGGGGAUGUUUGCAAACCUUCCUGCAAAGAAACUUGGACGCGAGGCCAAAACCAAAAUGGCCCGCCAACAAAAGAAGGUCGACAAGGGUGGUGUCAAUGAGCGACAUCUUUGUGCUGCCGACCGUGCCAAGUUCCAAGAAGCCAAACGGAAGGAACUGGAAUCCUUCUUUCACAACCAGGUGAGCUCAGAUGGGUCAGCAGUGAGCGCCAAUGGGCUGAUGGACUUACAAAGUCAUGGAAGAGUUGGAUUCUACUGGGAUCCGAGCUAUGUGGCUGCGAAGAAAAAGACUGCUGCCGAGAGUCAGCAAAACAUGGAUGCUCAUGCUGCACCUCCUCCGAAGAGACUGCGAAAGAUCGACGAAGAUGUGAUGGAAGAAGAAGCUGAACCUGGUGAGACCUAUGAGAAUGUGGAUGAGAACAUGCCAAACGAAACCUAUGAGACUGAAGAUGAGAACAUGCCAACCGAGACCUAUGAGAAUGUGGAUGAGAACCUGCCAACGGAGGCCUAUGCCUACAUGGUCUACACCAACGACAUGCUUGACUAUGUGGACGUUGCCUUCUCAAAGUCCAAGGACAUGAUGGAAAAUUCGGAAGCGAUCCUCAAUGGGAUGCGCACCUACACCACGGACAUUUUGUCCCAAACCGGCAUUUUGCCGAACCUUUUGAGCUUGCUGGCCUACAUCGUUUCUUUGAAGAUGUUUUUGGGCCUGCUGCUCCUGGCUGCCAUGGCCUACUUGGUCCAGAAAUACGUGAACCACAAGAUGGAGAAAUCGUAUCAAGCUGGUUUUCAAGCUGCUCGGGAUGAAGCCUACCAUGAGGUUCAACAGAGCCGAGGCUUAGCCAUCGUGAUGGGUGGCAUGGAAGACACCUACGUGCGAGUCCGGGAGCAGUAUCGAGAAUUUGCUCGACGGCGGCGAAUUCUGGAAGAUGCAGAUGUGCAGCGUGAUGCUGCAAUUCCUGUCUGCAGGAGAGCCUUGCUUGAGGCGGUGGAGCAUGCGGACAUUUGCCCCAUGGGCGACCUGAUUUGGGAGAUGGAUGGCACCUGGCACUCUCAGCCUCAAUGUGCCGACCUGCCGGCAUACAGAGCCGGUGCACCCAGAUAUGGAACGCCUGGGAGCCCUGUGACAGUGCUUCGACCUUGCACUACGUGCUCAUCAGGGACACCAACACCACAUAUCCCUGACAGGCAUGGAACGACCUUGCUGCGAGAGCUGGAAGCCUGGAUCAUAGAUCAGGGCACAAACGCCUGGCCGCUGACUGGACCAUAUGCUGAUG
Molecule: messenger RNA, 3836 nt
Organism: Cladocopium goreaui
Lineage: Eukaryota; Dinophyceae; Suessiales; Symbiodiniaceae
Source: the annotation of a GenBank genome assembly